AUGUCUCUCAAACAGCUGUACAACGAUGCGAGGAACCCUCCCGCCGACCCUACACAUCUCUCUUUCAAGAACAAGACGGUACUUGUCUUACUUCCCAAGCUACGCGAAACCGCCGCCACUGGCGUCACACCACAACUAUGCUUUGUCAACAGCCAAUCGUCGCACCUAGUCAAACUAGACCGGCUGCCGACCAACCAGACGCUAAUCGAGCGCCUCGAUGACAAGUCCCAAUUCGACAGCGCUACACAAACCGACCAGGGCCGCGAUUUCCUCCUCGGGGUACGGAUUUUCAUGGGCGGUUUCCAGUCUAUCUUUGCUAGAAGUGCUGAGCAGGGAAGUAGGUCACUGGUAAGCGCUACUGGCCUCGGUGUAGAAAACAACGGCAAGUUUUGGGCAAAUGACGGAUAUCUUGAGCCAGGCGGAGUUUUGGCGACCGCGCGUGGGGAGGAACUAUACCAGGAGACAUGGAAUGAGAUUCUAUCCAUCAUCGGCAAACACAUCACUCCUGAUGAGGGUGAGUGCUAG
Messenger RNA from Xylaria bambusicola, 525 nucleotides. RefSeq lists its product as uncharacterized. Bases 1 to 525 code for a protein of 174 amino acids. The record is from RefSeq and is a predicted model, not a curated record. The transcript has 3 exons. NCBI's taxonomy places the organism in Eukaryota, Fungi, Ascomycota, Sordariomycetes, Xylariales, Xylariaceae.